Molecule: messenger RNA, 1611 nt
Organism: Heterocephalus glaber (naked mole-rat)
Lineage: Eukaryota; Metazoa; Chordata; Mammalia; Rodentia; Bathyergidae
Source: RefSeq, a predicted model, not a curated record
UCGCGUCAGACGCGCCGUCCGGCACAGCCGCUCUACAUCCUGGGCCCGAUUUGAGCGCCCGAAGACCUCACAGAGCCGCAACCGCGCAACCGCCGCCAGCCAACGACCGCCCGCCACGCACGCGCCUGCCCUGUUUUGUUUUGGUUUUGACAGCGAGAACUCAAAAGCGUUGUGAGCAAAGAAAGUGACAUGGCACACUGAUUUUCAACAUAGCUUUCCUCAGCAUUUCACUAUUUAUCAUCUGCUAGGCAUAGAGAGUCAUACUGCCAACUCUUUGGCAUGGUUGUUCUGAAUUAAGAAGAGGUCGUUCUUGGGUGUCCAUUGUUGUAUCUUGGCAUUCUCAGCAUCAUCAGUCACUUUUUCAGUUGAAGAGGUCCAGUCUGAAAUCUAGCCAUGAGGCCUGCAGCAGGAUAACAGCCCAAAGGACGGACGCAAGUACAGAUUAGUGAGGUUCAGAUUGACAGGCAAAUUUGGCUUCUGCAGUGGAUACAGCAUGCACAACUAGGGCCCCUGGCAGCAGUGUGAGUGGAAGGGCACAAACCUGGUGGGAAAUUUCAGUGAGGUGGGAAAUUGGAAGGCAGGCGUUGCUGGGGGGGAAGCUCAGAAGCAGAGAGAGGCAAGCUCCUGUUCCACAUUAAAGACAUCUCAAGAGCGCCAGUAAGGCCUCAGGAUGAAACAUAGAGGGGCCUGGCAAGCCCAAGGCCCCAGGAACCAUUUGUGGUGCCAGUAGUUUACAAAACAAAAAAAGAAGUCAAAACACAGACCCAGUAACAAGAAUUAGGGCACAUAGGUAGGAAUUGGGAAACAAGUAAGUGUGCCCUCAUAGAGUUAGAAAAUAUACCAGAAGUCAUCUACCAAUGGUACAAGUUGUUGGCAAGCCUGAUCCAGUAUUGCCCUCAGGAGGCUUUAUCAUCUCCUGAUUUCAGUUAAUCUUAGCCCAAGGAACAGAGAGUGCAUGGAGAAACGGGCCUCAAGUGGCCUCAUGAUGGUACAGCAAGAGUAGGAUGUCAAGUCUGUUUGACAACAAAACUCAUGUUUUCCUCACUGCACCCAUCAUGCUACUUCUCCAAGAAAGGGUCACACACACGCAUGCACUCACGCACACACGCACACACACUACCUCUGAGGAUAGAAUGGAUCUGUUCACAAAGUCCUUGAAAGUAGAAACUGUGCUGGCUCUUGUGCUGAAACACCACGAUGGUGCUGCCUACAAACUGGUGUGUUAUUUCUCGAACUGGGCACAUAGUCUACCAGCCCCUGCCUCUGUUUUGCCCUGUGACUUGGAACCCUUUCUCUGCACCCACCUGAUAUUUGCCUUUGCCUCAAUGAGCAACAAUCAGAUUGUUGCCAAGGAUCUUCAGGAUGAGAAAAUUCUCCACUCAGAGUUCAACAGACUCAAGGAGAGAUGUGUUCGUGUUGGAUGUGAGCUUGAAUUUUCAGAUUUUACUGAUGUAAGAGAAUUAAACCCACUUCUCCUGUUAUUUUAAAAUAUUCCUCUGAUCUCUCCUGUCCUAGCCUCCUCUCACAUGCAGCUCCAGAGCAUCCCUAAUGUAAGAACUCCCUGUUGACAAAGUGCUUGAGCUCCUUCUUGCCUCCUUGCCUUGGUAGUUG